Molecule: messenger RNA, 1398 nt
Organism: Cavia porcellus (domestic guinea pig)
Lineage: Eukaryota; Metazoa; Chordata; Mammalia; Rodentia; Caviidae
Gene: Tmub1
Product: transmembrane and ubiquitin like domain containing 1
Exons: 3
Coding region: 209-952 (247 amino acids)
Molecular function (GO): protein binding
Source: RefSeq, a predicted model, not a curated record
CUGAGGGAUCGGGAGUCUGGAGGCCGCUGGGUUUAGACAGGCUACCCGAAGAGGAGGCGCGGAGUAGGGGCGCUGCGGGGGUAGUGGGUGUCCAUUUGUGGGGACCAGGAAAGGGCCGAGCUGGCUGGGUGGCAUCGCGCGGAGAUUCUAGAUUGCCCAAAGCCGGAGUUUGAUGACUGCUCGAUAGCACGGCAGGCAAGCAGGUGCCAUGGCCUUGAUUGAAGGGGUGGGUGAUGAAGUGACCGUGCUCUUUGCGGUGCUUGCCUGCCUUCUGGUGCUGGCCCUCGCCUGGGUCUCAACACAUACCUCCGAGGGCACCGACACCCUGCUCCAGCCGGCAAGGACUCCAACACCAGCCCAGCCCAGCGAAGCCAUGGCAGCCAUUGACAGCAUCAGAGGAGAGGCACCUGGGGCUGAGCCCUCCAGCCUGAGACACAGAGGUCAAGCUACACAACCAGAACCCGGCACCGGAGUCACAACAACACCACCACCAGCCCUGGACCCCCCCCAGGAGCCCCUAGUACUCCGUCUGAAGUUCCUCAACGAUUCUGAGCAGGUGGCUAGGGCCUGGCCCCAUGACACCAUUGGCUCCUUGAAAAGGACCCAGUUUCCGGGCCGGGAACAGCAGGUGCGACUCAUCUAUCAAGGUCAGCUGCUAGGAGACGACACCCAGACACUGGGCAGCCUUCACCUUCCUCCCAACUGUGUCCUCCACUGCCACGUGUCCACGAGGGUCGGUACCCAGCAUCCCCCCUGCCCACCAGGGUCAGAGCCAGGCCCCUCCGGGCUGGAAAUCGGCAGCCUGCUACUCCCCCUCCUGCUGCUCCUGCUGCUCCUGCUCUGGUACUGCCAGAUCCAGUACCGGCCCUUCUUUCCCCUGACAGCCACCCUGGGCCUGGCCGGCUUCACCCUGCUCCUCAGCCUCCUAGCCUUUGCCAUGUACCGGCCGUAGUGCCUUCUCGAGCUCUCGCCAGCACGGCCGGCCCCUCUGGACCUUGCUCCCCACAGCACAGUGGGCGCUGCUGCCUGCCCAGGCCAGCUUCGCCUGCCUGCCUCUUCCCAUUGCCCUGGAGCCCAGCUCUACGCCACAGGAGACUCCAGGGGCUGGCGGAGGCCCAUCACUGUGACCUCCACAGCCAUGGCUCUGGUUCGCCUUCCAGGGCUGCUGCCUCCCAGCCGGCCCUGACAGUCGGCUCCUCAGGGUCAGGCACUUGCUGUCGCUGCCUUGGUCCUGGGCAGACUGGGGCCACCACCCUGGGUCCGUCUUAGUGUUCUGCCUGAGAACCCAGCCAUCUAUGGUCCUUAAGAGGCUGAUUUGGGGAACCACAGACAGCGAGAGCCUGGAGAAGGAGCUGGGAUCUAGAACACAUGCAGAUUAAAGUAACUGUGAAGUUUUCA